Aspergillus welwitschiae is the source of this 588-nucleotide messenger RNA. RefSeq lists its product as uncharacterized. NCBI's taxonomy places the organism in Eukaryota, Fungi, Ascomycota, Eurotiomycetes, Eurotiales, Aspergillaceae. Bases 187 to 540 code for a protein of 117 amino acids. The transcript has 3 exons. The record is from RefSeq and is a predicted model, not a curated record.
AAGUCAGUCAGUCUGUGGGUGGUAUCUAGCGAUCGGUCGGCCCAUUAACUAACCACCAACUCCACUGAAUGUCUGACAUAAAGUAAUCUGAGGAUAUAUUAACCUACGUUGGUUGACUAGCGGGUUUAGUUAGUACGAUUAUAAUUAUAACUUCUCCUGGGAUGAAUACGGUAGGUUUAUUGACUGAUGCGCAACCUGUCCACACAUCUCUCUCUUGUCUUGUCUGUCCUGCAACAUCCCAUGUUUUGCUUGCUUUUCUUGAGACACACUUGUGGUCUUCGCACGAGGGUUGGUCGAUCACCAACUUCUCCGCCUUUCAAACUUUUGAGGAUAGACAUUCGAGACAUUCUAGACUGUCUCCUUUUUCUUUGCUUUUUUCUUCUUCCUUUCACCGGGGCAGGUCCUCCCCAAAUGCAUCUUUGUAAGAAGUCUGCAUUGCAAGGCUCAGCUUCAGGAUGGAAAGUAUCUAAAUUUUCAGCCACAUUGGUCGACUUUCAAGCUAAAAAUUGCUACAAGUGGUUUUUCUUUUAUUUUUUAUAACAUGCUGAUGGAAGAUUGGCGCCGUCUUUGUUACUUUUCUGGAGGGAC